This is a messenger RNA of Caenorhabditis auriculariae, 1017 nucleotides long. The record is from the annotation of a GenBank genome assembly. NCBI's taxonomy places the organism in Eukaryota, Metazoa, Nematoda, Chromadorea, Rhabditida, Rhabditidae.
AUGUUCAAAAAACUUCUUCUCGUUCUCCUGAUGUGCUCCUUAACACAGCAAGCUUCCGUUAGAUUGCAGGUCAGUUAAUCAUAUUUUUUUUCUCUAAAAAAGCGUAUUUUUUUCAAAUCGAAAAUGUAGAAAAUUAUCGAAUAACCUCAAAAAAUGGCAAAAAAAACGUCUCUUCGUCUCGAGACCUUUUUGAAGUCAACGCGUGUUUUUUUAAAAAAUCGAGCAAAGAUUUUUGAAACGAAUUAUGGAAAAUUAAUGAGUUUCAGAACUAUCAGAACCAAAACGCGAUUCAAUCCAACAUUGACAGUGUCGAGAGCCCAGAAGAUGUUGAUAAUCAGCCAAGAAGGUUCGUUUCUUCUGAUGUACCGACCAGAACCGGUUUACGCGGUCGAAAGUUUUUGUGAAAUAGAUCACGUUCUCUAUUCACCAAGAACUAGAAAUUCAGUGAAAACAUCGUUAAAAAAACAAAUUUCAAAGUUUUAUGGAUCUUUUUAUAUUUGUGAAUGAUAAUUUUUGAGUUUAUUAUCAAUAUUUAAAUUUUCGUCUUGUGCUUUGUCAAGAGUUUUGAGUAUCAAAAGAUCGGCCUCACCUAAAACUGAUUGAAAAAAAUAAAAAACACCCUAAGACGCAUUUUUGAGUUUGCUAGCUCCGUCUCUUUUCGAGCGUGUUUAGUGAUGAAUUAACUUGAAAAUAAAACAAAUGCGCCCGACCCAAAACGGCUAAGAGUCAUUCCGAGUGCGAUCAGACAUUUUCAGAAAUCAAAACCAACCGCAAGGCAACAAUGAGGACUUGGCCAGUGUGGAAAGCACCGAAAACGACGAUUUCGAUUUCAAAAACCUGAAAAAUAAUCACGUUAUUGACUGCGCAUCGGCUCGUGAUACGUUGUUGGCGUUGUUCGAAGGUGAUUCCAACGAGGAAAAAGAAGUUAAUUUCAGAAUUUCAGGAAGAAAUACGGGCUCAAGCCUGAGCCCACAAAUGCUAUCGGCAAUUGAAAUACUCGGAAAAUGUCAAAAUUGA